GGCUCCGCGGCCGCCCCAGGACAGAGCGGCCCGGGCAGAGGGCUGGCCGGGGUCGGCGCCGCGGAGGCGGGGAGGGAGGGAGGGAGAGUUGAGCCAGAGACCCGGGACCCCGCCCCCGCACACCUGCCAGUGCCCCGUAGCUUCGGCCGCGGGCACUGGCAGGAGAUGAGAGGCUGCUGUCGCCCGGUUGGAAGGACAUCGGCGCCCCCCAGGCCCGGUCCCCGCCCCAGUUCCUCGGGCCUUUCCUGCUGCCCCUGCCUGCGAGGGCCGACGACACGGAGAAUAGGAUCCUGCGCCCAACCCAGGAGCAGUUGGGUGAGGAGCACCAGAAAUUCAAUGCUCCCUGGCGCUGCAUCCCCAGAGCCCUCCCAGCCUAAGAAGCCCCAUCUUUCUGUCUCCAUCCAUGGGGAGCUGCAGCUGUGAGGCCCAGGACCCUUAGCAGGACAUGCAGAGCUGGGCAGGGACCCAGGCUCAUGCUCCCAGCGGGGGGUGAGUUGUCUACAGCCUGUGGAGACCGCCAUGAAGCUGAUCUGCCUCCCAGAGGGCCUGGCCCACUUGAAAUAAUUGCUCCAGCUACUGAUGUGAGACCCUGGAGCUGGGUGUGGUGGCUCACGCCUGUAAUCCUAGCACUUUGGAAGGCCAAGGCAGGCGGAUCACCUGAUGUCAGGAGUUCAAGACCAGCCUGGCCAACCUGGUGAAACCCCAUCUCUACUAAAAUACAAAAACUAGCUGGGCAUGAUGACGGGUGCCUCUAAUCCCAACUACUCAGGAGGCUGAAACAGGAGAAUCACUUGAACCCAGGAGACGGUGGUUGCAGUGAGCCAAGAUUGUGCCACUGCACUCCAGCCUGGGCGGCUGAGCGGGACUCUGUCUCAAAAAAAUAAAUAAAAAGAGACCCUGACUGGAUGUAGUGGCUCAUGCCUGUAAUCCCAGCACUUUGGGAGGCCAAGACAGGAAGAUCACUUGAGGCCAAAAGUUUGAGACCAGCCUGGGCAACAUAGCAAGACCCCAUCUCUUAAAAACAAAAGAUCCUAGCGGUCCUCAUCUCUACCAUGGACUACCAGAGGGAAGGCAGCACCUCUCAUCACCCAGGGGGAUGGCCUCCAGUCAGCCGGGUGGGGAACGCAGAGCCCUGCCCAGAGGCUUGAACCUGGCACCACAGGGAUCUGGAAUUACACAGAAGACGGGUGACAGCCAAGGUGGAUCAUGAACGAUCCUGGGGCAGAGUCCAGGGCAGCUCAAGGCUCCUCCACACACACACCCGCUGAACUCUGAGCGCCCUGAGCUGCUGAGAUGGGGCGGGCCGGGGCCGCCGCCGUGAUCCCGGGCCUGGCCCUGCUCUGGGCAGUGGGGCUGGGGGGUGCCGCCCCCAGCCCCCCACGCCUUCGGCUCUCCUUCCAAGAGCUCCAGGCCUGGCAUGGUCUCCAGACUUUCAGCCUGGAGCGAACCUGCUGCUACGAGGCCUUGCUGGUGGAUGAGGAGCGUGGACGCCUGUUUGUGGGCGCCGAGAACCAUGUGGCCUCCCUCAACCUGGACAACAUCAGCAAGCGGGCCAAGAAGCUGGCCUGGCCGGCCCCUGUGGAAUGGCGAGAGGAGUGCAACUGGGCAGGGAAGGACAUUGGUACUGAGUGCAUGAACUUCGUGAAGUUGCUGCAUGCCUACAACCGCACCCAUUUGCUGGCCUGUGGCACGGGAGCCUUCCACCCAACCUGUGCCUUUGUGGAAGUGGGCCACCGGGCAGAGGAGCCCGUCCUCCGGCUGGACCCAGGAAGGAUAGAGGAUGGCAAGGGGAAGAGUCCUUAUGACCCCAGGCAUCGGGCUGCCUCCGUGCUGGUGGGGGAGGAGCUAUACUCAGGGGUGGCAGCAGACCUCAUGGGACGAGACUUUACCAUCUUUCGAAGCCUAGGGCAACGUCCGAGUCUCCGAACAGAGCCACACGACUCCCGCUGGCUCAAUGAGCCCAAGUUUGUCAAGGUAUUUUGGAUCCCGGAGAGCGAGAACCCAGACGACGACAAAAUCUACUUCUUCUUUCGUGAGACGGCGGUAGAGGCGGCGCCGGCACUGGGACGCCUGUCCGUGUCCCGCGUUGGCCAGAUCUGCCGGAACGACGUGGGCGGCCAGCGCAGCCUGGUCAACAAGUGGACGACGUUCCUGAAGGCGCGGCUGGUGUGCUCGGUGCCCGGCGUCGAGGGCGACACCCACUUCGAUCAGCUCCAGGAUGUGUUUCUGUUGUCCUCGCGGGACCACCGGACCCCGCUGCUCUAUGCCGUCUUCUCCACGUCCAGCAGCAUCUUCCAGGGCUCUGCAGUGUGCGUGUACAGCAUGAACGACGUGCGCCGGGCCUUCCUGGGACCCUUUGCACACAAGGAGGGGCCCAUGCACCAGUGGGUGUCAUACCAGGGUCGCGUCCCCUACCCGCGGCCAGGCAUGUGCCCCAGCAAGACCUUUGGCACCUUCAGUUCCACCAAGGACUUCCCAGAUGAUGUCAUCCAGUUUGCGCGGAACCACCCCCUCAUGUACAACUCUGUCCUGCCCAUUGGGGGGCGCCCUCUUUUCCUACAAGUUGGAGCCAAUUACACCUUCACUCAAAUUGCCGCGGACCGGGUUGCAGCCGCUGACGGACACUAUGACGUCCUCUUCAUUGGCACAGACGCUGGCACCGUGCUGAAAGUGAUCUCGGUCCCCAAGGGCAGUAGGCCCAGCGCAGAGGGGCUGCUCCUGGAGGAGCUGCACGUGUUUGAGGACUCGGCCGCUGUCACCAGCAUGCAAAUUUCUUCCAAAAGGCACCAGCUGUACGUAGCCUCGCGGAGCGCUGUGGCCCAGAUCGCGUUGCACCGCUGCGCUGCCCACGGCCGCGUCUGCACCGAAUGCUGUCUGGCGCGUGACCCCUACUGCGCCUGGGACGGGGUCGCGUGCACGCGCUUCCAGCCCAGUGCCAAGAGGCGGUUCCGGCGGCAAGACGUAAGGAAUGGCGACCCCAGCACGUUGUGCUCCGGAGACUCGUCUCGUCCAGCGCUGCUGGAACACAAGGUGUUCGGCGUCGAGGGCAGCAGCGCCUUUCUGGAGUGUGAGCCCCGCUCGCUGCAGGCGCGCGUGGAGUGGACUUUCCAGCGCGCAGGGGUGACAGCCCACACCCAGGUGCUGACAGAGGAGCGCACCGAGCGCACCGCCCGGGGACUACUGCUGCGCAGGCUGCGGCGCCGGGACUCGGGCGUGUACUUGUGCGCCGCCGUCGAGCAGGGCUUUACGCAACCGCUGCGUCGCCUGUCGCUGCACGUGUUGAGUGCUACGCAGGCCGAACGGCUGGCGCGGGCCGAGGAGGCUGCGCCCGCCGCGCCGCCGGGCCCCAAACUCUGGUACCGGGACUUUCUGCAGCUGGUGGAGCCGGGCGGCGGUGGCAGCGCGAACUCCCUGCGCAUGUGCCGCCCUCAGCCUGCGCUGCAGUCACUGCCCCUGGAGUCGCGGAGGAAGGGCCGUAACCGGCGGACCCACGCCCCUGAGCCUCGCGCUGAGCGGGGGCCGCGCAGCGCAACGCACUGGUGACCGGACUGUCCCCACGCCGGGAACCAAGCAGGAGACGACAGGCGGGAGAGGAGCCAGACCCUGAAAAGAAGGACGGGUUGAGGCCGGGCACACUGGGGGUCACCGGCCGAUGGAGACACCAACCGACAGGCCCUGGCUGAGGGCAGCUGCGCGGGCUUAUUUAUUAACAGGAUAACCCUUGAAUGUAGCAGCCCCGGGAAGGGCGGCACAGGUCGGGCGCAGGAUUCAGCCGGAGGGAAGGGACGGGGAAGCCGGGCUCCAGAGCAACGACCAGGGCCGAGAAGGUGCCUGGAGUGCGCACCCUGGGAGACAGACCCCACUUCUUUGGGUAGUGAGCAGUGAGCAGAAAGCUGUGAACAGGCUGGGCUGCUGGAGGUGGGGCGAGGCAGGCCGACUGUACUAAAGUAACGCAAUAAACGCAUUAUCAGCCAAA
Messenger RNA from Pongo pygmaeus (Bornean orangutan), 3976 nucleotides. It is a transcript of the gene SEMA3B, whose product is annotated as semaphorin 3B. The transcript is spliced from 21 exons. The record is from RefSeq and is a predicted model, not a curated record. Gene Ontology annotation, biological process: neural crest cell migration; positive regulation of cell migration; negative chemotaxis. Lineage: Eukaryota; Metazoa; Chordata; Mammalia; Primates; Hominidae. Gene Ontology annotation, molecular function: semaphorin receptor binding; chemorepellent activity. Gene Ontology annotation, cellular component: plasma membrane. The coding region runs from base 1294 to 3543 and encodes 749 amino acids.